CUGCUCUUAGAAAAACCGGUGUUUCGACCACCUAGCCCUCCCAAAGAGAAAUAUAAACCGAUCACUCUGUCAAAAUCUACAUCGCCAUUGAAAAGAAAGGAGAGUACUGAGAAGACAGAAAUGAGCACUUCACGUAGCGAAGCAAAAACGAAGCCAAUUUUGAAUAUUCGGUCAAAGUCUGAGGACAGAAAGGAGAAGAAGGCUGAAGAAAAGGAGCGGGAAAGGACGAAGAAAGGAAAACACGAUGAUCGAGCGAAUGAGCGAUUGCAGAAGAGCCCGAAGAUGCCAAUAACCGCCAGGUCGUUACGAUCGGCUGGAAAAAUGCUGGCACCGUCGUUCUUCCGGAAAGGAGAAUCGAAAAUUCCUAAGAGUUCCAAGACGACAGCAUCUCCACAAACGCUAACAGUGACAAAGACAAGAAUGUCGCUGCCCUUCAGGAAUGGCCGGCGAGCUCCAUUGGCAGAGUUCGAAUCUCUUGUGGUAGAGGAUUCACCGGCUGUCGAAAAUCAUCCGCUGACUUUUGAGAAGUGGAGCAGCAGUCCCAGAGGAAAACGAAGGUGA
Molecule: messenger RNA, 561 nt
Organism: Strongylus vulgaris
Lineage: Eukaryota; Metazoa; Nematoda; Chromadorea; Rhabditida; Strongylidae
Source: the annotation of a GenBank genome assembly